This is a messenger RNA of Neltuma alba, 2865 nucleotides long. RefSeq names its product mitogen-activated protein kinase kinase kinase 1. Gene Ontology annotation, biological process: MAPK cascade; protein phosphorylation. Gene Ontology annotation, cellular component: cytoplasm. The coding region runs from base 289 to 1833 and encodes 514 amino acids. The record is from RefSeq and is a predicted model, not a curated record. Lineage: Eukaryota; Viridiplantae; Streptophyta; Magnoliopsida; Fabales; Fabaceae. The transcript has 9 exons. Gene Ontology annotation, molecular function: ATP binding; MAP kinase kinase kinase activity.
UUCAGUUUGUGUUUUAUCGUCUGUUACAAACAAUUAUUGUAGAGUCGAAGUGGAGACGCAGUGGAUGGAAACGUCAGUGGAGUGGUGAGAAGCCGCGCCAAGGAGGGCAACGGCUUGGUCCAUCUUGGCGCCACGCGAGGACCCCUUCUUCUCGUCUCGUGCUUGCCACGUGGCACAAAUCCAACGGCAUUCCCGCGACGCCGUCAUUGACGUCUUCCUCAUCCCUGAUUUCAAGACAUUCAAAUAAACUUGUCAGCUUCACUUCACAGCUUCAGAAAGUUUCCAGCAAUGGACGCCAAGCGCCGGAAGCCCUUGCAGACCAAGCUUGAGCGCCGAAACGCCAUGAAGAACAUAGAUUACCAAGCUCCCACCACCUCAUACGACGAAGUCGCUUCUCUUGACCUUUUACGCCAAACCAGCUACAGGUUAAAGGGCUUCGACGAUGAGGUUGACCUUCUUUUUCGCGGUUUAGGACUUUCUGGACCCGAAGACUUUGAAAUCCCAACUGCAGAAUGGAGAGCCCGAGAGGCUCGCUCUAUCCAUAGUGAUAGUAACCCACUGAUUGAAAAAGCACGAGAUGAAAUUCAAAUUCCUGCUGAAUUUCAACGCCGGGUUGAAAUUAAUAGUGAUAUAGAGCUAAAAGGUAAGAAAUUGCAAGCUGGGAUGGAGAGGAAGAUUACUGUUGCUUAUUCUAAUUCGAAUGCUUUGGGGUCCAAUCAGGAUGGUGGUAGAGUAAUCAAAAGUGUUAGGCCUUCUGUUCUAUUGCCUCCGCCGCCGGGGAUGGUGCGGCGGCCAAUCGCUAACAGGGUUACUGAUUUUCCAAUUCAAGUUAGACGCAUUAGGUCUACUGGCGAAGAUGAAGUGAGGGUCCCUAAAGGAAAUGAGGAGGCUGUUGACGGAGAUGAAGAUGGUGGUGGUGGUGAUAAGGGUACUGGUGUGGUUGAUGAGUCAGUUCUUAACGUCUCACCAUAUGGGUCAUUUAGAUGCGCUUUCUCCUGUUGGCAAAAGGGAGAGAUUCUGGGAAAGGGGUCAUUUGGUACGGUUUAUGAAGGCUUUACGAGUGUGAGCAGUGAUGGGUUCUUCUUUGCUGUGAAGGAGGUUUCUUUGCUGGAUGAAGGAAGUCAGGGCAAACAGAGCAUUUUCCAACUUCAGCAGGAAAUAUCUCUCUUGAGUCGGUUUGAACAUGAGAACAUAGUUCGAUAUCUUGGCUCAGAUAAGGAUGAAAGUAAGCUAUAUAUCUUCCUUGAGCUUUUAACAAAAGGGUCCUUGGCAAAUCUCUAUCGAAAGUAUCAUUUAAGGGAUUCUCAAGUUUCUGCAUACACACGGCAGAUUUUAAGUGGCUUGAAGUAUCUUCAUGAUUGUAAUGUGGUUCACAGGGACAUCAAGUGUGCUAAUAUAUUGGUUGAUGCAAGCGGAUCAGUAAAGCUUGCAGAUUUUGGAUUGGCAAAGGCAACUAAGUUUAAUGACCUUAGAUCAAGCAAAGGCUCCCCUUACUGGAUGGCCCCUGAGGUUGUAAAUUUAAAGAGCCGCGGCUAUGGUCCGGCAGCCGAUAUAUGGAGCCUAGGAUGUACAGUUUUGGAGAUGUUGACUCGACAGUCUCCUUACUCUGAAUUGGAAGGGAUGCAAGCAUUAUUUCGGAUUGGCAGGGGCGAACCUCCACCAAUUCCUGAAUCAAUAUCGAAAGAUGCUCGAGAUUUUAUUCAAAGAUGCAUACAAGUUAACCCUGAAAAACGGCCAACCGCAGCUAUAUUGUUGGAACAUAAAUUUGUAAAAAGAAAAUUCUUGCCUCCAAUAAUUCCUGCUCCUCCACUUGUUAAUGAUUUUCGGUCUUGAAGGUUCUCAAAUCUCAAUCAAGCAUGUUGGCGUUCACUAAGAAAGUCUUUCUACUUAUCAUUCAAUCAAGGAGACACUCAUUUCAGGCUUUGUAUUAUGGAAUUGUUACGAGUCCCAAACUGAAGAGUCUCACAAGUGAAGUGUGAUAUAUAAGUUCAAGAGGCUCUUUCACCCAAUAAACUAGUUUUUUGGGAUUGAUUCUUUCUUUGGACUUAUGCUUGUGACAUUGGCGCUUUCACUAAAGGCUGAUAUUAACUGAGGAUUUUGACUGGCCAUAGGCUGAGUGAAGUGUCAUGAAGUAGAGCUGAUCUCAAACAGGAGUGCAUUGCACGUCUCACAUCGGGGAACCUCAUAAGUGAAAUGUGGUUAGGAUCUCUCACCCAACAGGCUAGUACUUUGGGAUGGGUUUACCUUCUGGACUUGUGCUCAUAAUAGGAAUGUAACAGAAAUUCAAUAAACAUGCUGAAAGCCACCAGAGUUUUCACCGACAAUCCUCAAUCCGUUGGUAAGCGUCAUCUCAAUCCGCUGGCAAUUGUCAUCUGAAUCCCCAAGGCUUGGUCCCUUGCCGAGGAAGGUAGGUCCAAGAAAAGAAAAAAUUUCACCUCAUGAAUGGCUCUUGUGACUGACUCAGGCAGCCCUCAAAUGCCUAAAAUCCUCAACUGAUCUAUGCCUAGUUUUAGUCAAAGGCAGGUCAUCCAUGAGAGAACUGGAAAAUUUACAAGAGAAUUUAGACAAGCUCUCAACUGCAGCCAUUGUUGUGGUCGGCAUGAGCUCACAAUUGGAUUCUCUACAUUCAUAAGUUCACAAAGAGAGGAUAACACAAAAGGAAUUGUGGAUAAGGCUCACAUCUUAUCUACAUAUUCAUGAUCUCUUUUAGAAUGCAUCAUAUGAAUUACUUUUUCCUUAGUCUACUGGUAUGUAAAUGUUUAAUUUUUUUUCCCCCCAGCAAAAAAUGGUUCAAAACUGGAAGCUUUUGCUGCUCUGAAAUCUCAUGAUCCGGAAUUAUAUUAAGAUGACUCUCUUUUUUGUUGC